This is a messenger RNA of Cygnus atratus (black swan), 4291 nucleotides long. RefSeq names its product EPH receptor A7 (gene EPHA7). Bases 279 to 3260 code for a protein of 993 amino acids. Gene Ontology annotation, molecular function: transmembrane-ephrin receptor activity; protein binding; ATP binding. The transcript has 17 exons. The record is from RefSeq and is a predicted model, not a curated record. Gene Ontology annotation, cellular component: plasma membrane; neuron projection. Gene Ontology annotation, biological process: axon guidance; protein phosphorylation; cell surface receptor protein tyrosine kinase signaling pathway. Lineage: Eukaryota; Metazoa; Chordata; Aves; Anseriformes; Anatidae.
GGCCCGGCUGCAGUCGGGGCUCGCGGGCGGGCGGCCCGGUGCGGGACCGGGCAGAGGCGCGGAGGAGGCGCGAGCAGCAGCAGCAGCAGCAGCGGCGGCACCAGCAGCAGCAGCAGCAGGAGGAGGAGAAAGAGAAAGGCAGCCGGGAGGGAGGGAGCGCCGAGCCGGAGACUAGCAGAGCGAAUUCUCCACCGUUCUCUAGCACCCAGCAAGCGGCGGCAACGGCAGCGGCUAGGAAUAGAUAGCUAGAAAUAUCAAAACAGCCCCGCUCCUGCACCAUGGUUCUGCGAAGUAGGCUUCCUUCUUGGAUUAUUUUGUGCUCCGUCUGGCUGUUCCGCUUUGCACACAUGGGGGAGGCACAGGCUGCGAAAGAAGUAAUAUUGCUGGACUCUAAAGCACAACAGACAGAGUUGGAAUGGAUUUCCUCUCCUCCCAAUGGGUGGGAAGAAAUUAGUGGACUGGAUGAAAACUACACUCCUAUACGAACAUACCAGGUAUGCCAGGUCAUGGAAUCAAACCAAAACAACUGGCUUCGGACUAACUGGAUUGCAAAAAGCAAUGCACAAAGGAUUUUUGUAGAACUGAAAUUCACUCUGAGGGAUUGUAACAGUCUUCCUGGAGUUCUGGGGACUUGUAAAGAAACUUUUAACUUGUAUUAUUAUGAAACAGACUACGACACUGGCAGGAAUAUCCGAGAAAACCAAUAUGUAAAAAUAGACACUAUUGCAGCAGAUGAAAGUUUUACCCAGGGUGAUCUGGGGGAAAGAAAAAUGAAACUUAACACAGAGGUGAGAGAAAUUGGACCUUUGUCCAAAAAAGGAUUCUAUCUUGCAUUUCAGGAUGUAGGGGCCUGCAUUGCUUUGGUCUCUGUCAAAGUCUACUACAAGAAGUGCUGGUCCAUCAUUGAGAACUUAGCUAUUUUUCCUGACACAGUGACUGGCUCAGAGUUUUCCUCUUUAGUUGAAGUACGAGGAACUUGCGUCAGCAGUGCAGAGGAGGAGGCUGAGAACUCUCCGAAGAUGCACUGCAGCGCAGAGGGAGAAUGGCUAGUGCCUAUUGGAAAGUGCAUCUGCAAAGCGGGAUACCAGCAGAAAGGAGACACGUGUGAACCUUGUGGCCGUGGGUUCUACAAAUCAUCUUCACAAGAUCUGCAGUGCUCCCGCUGCCCUACUCACAGCUUUUCUGACAAGGAAGGAUCUUCAAGAUGCGACUGUGAAGAUAGCUAUUACAGAGCACCUUCUGAUCCACCAUAUGUCGCAUGCACAAGACCUCCAUCUGCACCACAGAACCUCAUUUUCAAUAUCAACCAGACUACUGUGAGUUUGGAGUGGAGUCCUCCUGCUGACAAUGGGGGAAGAAAUGAUGUGACCUACCGCAUUUUGUGCAAGAGGUGCAGCUGGGAGCAGGGCGAAUGUGUUCCCUGUGGGAGUAACAUUGGAUAUAUGCCCCAGCAAACUGGAUUAGUAGAUAAUUAUGUCACUGUCAUGGACCUGCUAGCUCAUGCUAACUACACAUUUGAAGUUGAAGCUGUGAACGGGGUUUCUGACUUAAGUCGUUCCCAGAGGCUUUUUGCAGCUGUUAGUAUUACCACCGGUCAAGCAGCUCCCUCACAAGUUAGUGGAGUAAUGAAAGAGAGAGUGCUGCAGAGGAGCGUGGAGCUUUCCUGGCAGGAACCAGAACAUCCCAAUGGAGUCAUUACUGAAUAUGAAAUCAAGUAUUAUGAGAAAGAUCAAAGGGAGAGAACCUAUUCAACAGUAAAAACAAAGUCCACUUCAGCUUCUAUUAAUAACCUAAAGCCAGGAACAGUGUAUGUUUUCCAGAUUCGUGCUUUUACUGCUGCUGGUUAUGGAAAUUAUAGCCCUAGACUGGAUGUUGCCACACUAGAAGAAGCCACAGCCACGGCUGUUUCCAGUGAACAGAAUCCUGUUAUUAUCAUAGCUGUGGUUGCUGUAGCAGGAACCAUCAUUCUGGUCUUCAUGGUGUUUGGAUUCAUCAUUGGGCGAAGGCAUUGUGGCUAUAGCAAAGCUGAUCAAGAAGGGGAUGAAGAGCUUUACUUUCAUUUUAAAUUUCCAGGCACCAAAACCUACAUUGACCCUGAAACCUACGAGGACCCAAAUAGAGCUGUCCAUCAAUUCGCCAAGGAGCUAGAUGCCUCUUGUAUUAAAAUUGAGCGUGUGAUUGGUGCAGGAGAGUUUGGUGAAGUGUGCAGUGGGCGUCUAAAGCUUCCUGGCAAGAGAGAUGUUGCAGUAGCCAUAAAAACUCUGAAGGUUGGCUACACUGAAAAGCAGAGAAGAGAUUUCCUGUGUGAAGCAAGCAUCAUGGGACAAUUUGACCACCCCAAUGUUGUUCACUUAGAAGGGGUCGUUACCAGAGGGAAACCAGUCAUGAUUGUAAUAGAAUAUAUGGAAAAUGGGGCCUUAGAUGCAUUUCUUAGGAAACAUGACGGGCAAUUUACAGUCAUUCAGCUGGUGGGAAUGUUGAGAGGAAUUGCUGCUGGAAUGAGAUAUUUGGCUGAUAUGGGAUAUGUACACAGGGAUCUUGCAGCACGCAAUAUUCUUGUCAACAGUAACCUUGUUUGUAAAGUGUCAGACUUUGGCCUUUCCAGAGUUGUAGAAGAUGAUCCAGAGGCUGUCUACACUACUACUGGUGGAAAAAUUCCAGUGAGAUGGACAGCUCCAGAGGCAAUCCAGUACCGCAAAUUUACAUCAGCCAGUGAUGUAUGGAGUUAUGGAAUAGUUAUGUGGGAAGUAAUGUCUUAUGGAGAACGGCCUUACUGGGACAUGUCAAAUCAAGAUGUUAUAAAAGCAAUUGAAGAAGGCUAUCGUUUGCCAGCACCCAUGGAUUGCCCAGCAGGACUACACCAGCUGAUGCUAGACUGUUGGCAGAAAGAACGUGGUGAAAGGCCAAAGUUUGAGCAGAUAGUUGGUAUUCUGGACAAAAUGAUUAGGAACCCAAACAGCUUGAAAACCCCUCUGGGAACCUGUAGCAGACCAAUUAGCCCUCUUCUGGACCAGAACACUCCCGAUUUUACCACUUUCUGCUCCGUAGGCGAAUGGUUACAAGCUAUUAAGAUGGAAAGAUAUAAGGAUAAUUUCACAGCAGCAGGCUACAACUCUCUUGAAUCAGUUGCCAGGAUGACUAUUGAGGAUGUGAUGAGUUUAGGGAUCACGUUGGUUGGUCAUCAAAAGAAAAUCAUGAGCAGCAUUCAGACUAUGAGAGCACAAAUGCUACAUUUACACGGCACUGGCAUCCAAGUGUGAUAGACAUUUCUCCCUUAUGAGGGAGGUGACAGACUGAGAGAACAGCACUGGCCUUCAGUAUAUAUGAAGUGCUACUAGAAGACACUUGAUUUCCUGGGUCCUUCCUGCAGUGAAUAGAAGAGCUACAAGAAGCACCUACAGACUUGAACUCCUAAGUGCCACCAGAAUUUAUGAAAAGGGAAUUAGGAUCCACCAGUGGUGGCAAGGAAAACAGCAGUGACAAUAAACAAAGUACUACCUGAAUAAACAUACAAACACCUUGAGCUCUCUAACCUCCUUUUUAUCUAAUAGACUUUUUAAAUGUACAUAAAAAUUUAAAAAAGAAUAUAUUUGUCAGAUAAAAUCAUGAUAUUAUUGUUGAAUUCAACAAAAUAUUUUCCUUAAAUCUGUGAUUUCUGAAUCUUUUUUUAAUCAUUUGUGUUUAUUCUUCAUAAAGACUUUCUUUUAGUAUGAUGUUUAUAUCUUUGGACCUUUUUAGUGCUAAUUCUAUGACACAUUACUACACUGGGUACCUCUGAAGGAUUAUUUGAGUUCAUAGAGAUUUAAGAAGCAUGACCAAGCAAUCUGUCCAAACUUUGGUAUCCUUUUGUGCCAUUUACUUUUGUUAAAUCAGCACCGUAUUGACAAGGCUAGCUAAUUGGCAGGGAGUCAGGAAAAUGCAAGUUGCCAAGAGCUCUGAUAUUUUUUACAGAAUUUUUUAAGGUUACACAUAUACUAUCUUUUAAAAGAAAAUAAAAGACAAAAAAAAUAUAAAAAAUAAAAAAGAAAGAAAAGCAAUAAUGACCCCUAAGUAGUUCUAGGCACUUUUAGCAAAUUGUUUGCAAGAUGAUUUUAAUGGACUAGAGUUAAAGUGAGAUAUAUUCUAAGAUGUAGAUCUACAACUGUAAACCUGCUGAGGCACUACAUUGAAUGGACAAGUGAUUGUAGAAGUGUCUCAGAACAUGGAUGCAGUUCUCCAGUGUUACCUAAACCAUGUAAUCUGAGCACAUCACAUUUUUCUUCAAUACUCUGCAUUAACAAGUUGAAAGAAA